UAGCUUUGACAUCAAAUCAAUUACUGGUUUGUGUGUGUUUUAUUAUAUUCAUCAUUGCAGUCUUUCAUUAAUACAUUGUUAGUAUACUUUAUAUUCGAAUUAUUGCAAAAAAUAUUGCUUAUUAACAAACAUAUUUUACUAGAAAGUAAACAAAUGGUGAAUUUUUGUACAUAUUACACAGUAAAGAAAAAUCUGUAUAUGUAAAAAAGAGUACUGGAAAGGCACUGAAUGAAAUAAAUUAUGAUCAAUGUAUCAAUGUUUAUUUUUGGUUGUAAUUUAACUAAUAAAUAUAUAUAAUCAUGAAUUACUGGCACAGUACUGGAGAAAUCUUGAAUAACAUUACCCUUUAAUCUUUAGAAACGUUUAAUAACACAUACAUGGUGCUUGAGUGUGAUUUUAUUGAAUUCUUAAGUGUUUUACUCAGUAACUGUGUUUGGGAUGCACACAGAUGCAUGUUUGCAUGUGUUGUGUCAAUAUUUUAUACAGUGCUGCAUGUCUGAAAGUGAAGCUGUAAUGUUGGCGUGUAGAAAAUAAUCCAAUCAGAGUGUGGGAAAGCAUAAUCCUGUCUAAUCCAACCGCAGCCAUGAAGAACAGAGAUCAUUCAGGCAGUGAGAGUGACCAGACACUGACAAACAUCCUCUCCUUCAUAAAGAUCCUGCUGUAUAUCCUCAAAUGCGGAUCUGUUAGCAGUGAGGGUUUAACCAGAGCAGCAUAUCAUAGAAAAACAGAAGUGUUUAAUGGUCAAGCCACAAACGGACACCUAAGAUGAUCAGUUGUUUUUCUGUCACGUGGCCAGGCAGGUGCAGGAACACUUGCGCAGAUCACCUGUUACUGAGGGGUUAUUAUUAAGGACCGUCUGCUGGAUGUCAGUGAGGGAGGGACCAACAGGCUCCUGAUAUAUGGGUUUUACUGGCCAACAGCUGCCACCUGCCUGUUUCUACAGCAACAAACCAGACCACCUUCAGCAACCACACCUGAAAGAAACUCUGAACACACCACACACAGGAUGGGCUACGAUCUGGAGCGUUUUGUAGGCUAUGUGAACGAGGGUCUGCUGUGCUGUGUGUGCCGGGAUGUGUUAGAAGACCCUUUACAGGCUCCGUGUGAGCACGCCUUUUGCAGCACCUGCAUUCAUGGAUGGCUCAUCCACCACAACAGCUGUCCAGAGGACCGUCUGCCUUUAGACAUCACGCACCUCCGCCCGCUCUUCAGAUACAUGAGGAAUGAUUUAGCGAGGCUGCAGGUCAGAUGUGUGUUCAGGCCUCAGGGCUGUGAGGUCAUCUGUGCUCUGGAGUCUAUUCAUCGGCAUGAGCAACAGUGUGAUUACGCUUUGCUCAACUGCACUAAUACAGGCUGCCCAGUUCAGGUCUCUCGUCGCUCUCUGGAAGCUCACCUGUGUGUGUGUGAGUACAGCAGUAGAGUUUGUGCGAGCGGCUGUGGAUACACAAUCCUCAACACGGAUGAAGCUCAACACAACUGCGUAUCGGAGUUGCGAGCUGAGUUGGACAUGCUCAGGGCAGAAUUAGACUGCAAAGUCGAAGAAGUGAGGCAUGAAAUGGAAUCACGCUUGGACUCCCAAAGAAGACACAUGGUGCAGAAGGAGAGUUUGCUAAGGAGUGAAGUGGACGAACUUAAGGCUCAGCUGUCCCGGGUCAUGUCAGAUGUGCGUGUUCUGCUGGGAGCAGAGAGAGCGCGUAGACAAGAGCUGGAGAGGGCAGAGCUGGAGAAGGCGGAGCUUCUUGAACUUUUAAAAAAGGAGGGGCUCAGACCAGCCACGCCCUCUGAAGCAGCCCCACCCCCUGCUGAAAUGCAGAGAAAGCCAAGCCCACGCAGUCUGGCUCUGGACUGCAUCAAAAGGAAGAACAGAGAGGUCACUGUCAUCUGAGGACACGGCUUUUCAUAGUAGAACAGUAAAGCCCAAAGCACACUUUUGUGUGUGUGUGUGUGUGUGUGUGUGUGUGUGUUUGUUUAUGUGACAUGAAUUUCAGCCUUUGCGCAGUGCAUGUAUAGUCUAGUUCUUUUUGUUACCACAUGUACUGUGCAAUGCACCUGCAGUUCACACUUUACAGAUUUGGUUUUAAUUGUUUUGCAUUAAUUGUUUUGUCCACAAGAUGGCAACCCUGAACUGGGCUUUUGUUCCACAGUUAGAUUAAAUAAUAACAAAGAUACAAGUCACAGUAGACGAGAAAUCAAUAGAUGCUCACACUCACAAUGACUGUAUUUGGGGAUGAAAAGAUGGCCACAAUUCUUUGUUUAAACAUUUUAUAGCCACAAUUCUAUUUUAAACCUAUUAUUUAUAUAACUUUUGAAGAAAAUCUGUCAAGGAUGAUUUUUUCAGGCAUGGAUGUCGAAUGUUCUAAAAACUGAAACAAAAUGUUUUGAUUGCCGCUGGUGGUUGGCUGCACACACACGCACACACACACACACGCACACACACACACGCACGCACGCACGCACGCACGCACGCACGCACACACACACACACACACACACACAAACACACCCGGUCUAUGUAAACAAUUAUGAUAUGAACUAAACAAAAUAAUUGUUAAUCAAAGACAUUUUUUACAAAGAUGGCUUCUGUCAUUUGGAUUUAUUAUGUUAGCGUAUGUCUAGGUGUUUGCUUUUCUAAUAUGUUUGCUUUUAGUUAUUGUGUUGGCUUCAUAAAUACAGGGAGUGGCAUUAUCAGGGGAUCAGUAGGUAGUGAUUACUAAAGCCGUUUUAGGGAAUUAUAAGAGUUUGGAAAGUACCCUGAUAACACAGAACUUCAUGAUCACCAAUUUUGUAGGCUCUGGCUCCAAAGGGCAUCAUCAGAGCAAAAUGGUAGAAGCCAUCUUUGAGACGUUUUGGCUUCACUUUUUUAUAGUGGAAGAAAGUGUAAUGUUGUUUUUUGGAAUGGCCGUGUAUCCAGCAGUGCACAUUCACUAACACACACACAGAAAAGAAUGAAGUGUACUUGAUGAUUCACAUUGAUGGUAACAGAAAACCGCAAACGGGAACUCAUCAUCUGAAUGAAAAGCCGGAUUAAUCGAUUAAGUGCUAUAAAGCUAUGGGCUAAAAUUAAACCAAAUUGUGACGUAAAGAAUAAAAGUUUAGAAUUUGUUUUCCCAUUUGAAAGAAUAACCGAUACAUUCUGCUACUUUUCUUGAUAUUAAAACAAUCUGUUUCAACAA
Danio rerio (zebrafish) is the source of this 3173-nucleotide messenger RNA. Lineage: Eukaryota; Metazoa; Chordata; Actinopteri; Cypriniformes; Danionidae. The record is from RefSeq and is a predicted model, not a curated record.